Molecule: messenger RNA, 1074 nt
Organism: Leptosomus discolor (cuckoo roller)
Lineage: Eukaryota; Metazoa; Chordata; Aves; Leptosomiformes; Leptosomidae
Source: RefSeq, a predicted model, not a curated record
AUGCUCCUCACCAUGCCCUCAGCACCAGGGAUCGACUGGGAUGGCUUCCAAGGCGUCAGAGUGAUCGCAGUGCCUGGGAGCCAGGUGUAUGCCAGGAACCAUGGGGUCUACCUCACCAAUGAGCAGGGCCUGGUGCGUGACAUCAUCUACAAAGGCACGGAGGCCCAGAUCCAGCAGUGUGCAGGGCCCAAUGGCACCGUUCCACUGGUCUGUGGGGUGGUUUUCUUCUCUUCAGAUGCCGCCGAGCAGCUUCUGGCCACUCACGUCAUCCCUCCUCUAGACGCCUGCACCUACAUGGGGCUGGACUCAGGGGCACCACCCAUCCAGCUCUCCCUCUUCUUUGACAUCGUGCUGAGCAUGGCAGGGGGGAUGACAGAGGAGGAUUUUGUGAAGGGUGGCAGUGACGCCAGCGUGAGGAGUGCCCGCUCCGUGCUGUGGACAACUCUCCACGCCUUCCCUCUUAGCAUGGCCUGCAUCCCCGAUGCAUCUUACGACUAUAUGACCACCUCUGCGAGUGACCACAUCCGCAGCCUGACACUCCUGCCGAGCUCUGCCAGCCACCUCCGCUUCUGCAAAACAGCCCAUUCCCAUGUGGAUCAACCCUGUCUCCUGGAGGAUGGCUCUUCAGUCACCAACUGCCUCCUGGAAGGAGCCGUGCGGCUGGCAGCUGGCAGUGUCAUCCAGCACUGUCACCUCCAGGGUCCCCUGGAGAUCGGUCCUGGCUGCCUCCUCUCCGGGCUUGCCUCAGGCUCCUCACCAGCCCUGCAGGGCUGUCCCCUGCGCGACGUUGUCCUGCAGGGUCACCACGUCCAGCUGCGGGACCUGCCCUGCCGCGUGUUCACUCUCACUGGCCGCCUCGACGACUGGCAGAGCCCUGCUGAAGAGGCCACCUACCUGAAUGUGCCCUGGGCUGAGUUCUUCCAUCGGACAGGCAUACGGGAAGGGGACCUUUGGGAUGCCGAGAUGCCACGUAGGAGCCGCUGCCUGCUCAGCGCCCGGCUCUUCCCAGUGCUGCACACCUGUGAGGUGCUGGGGCUGGAGGACGUGCUGUGGCUGCUGGCCCCGGCGGCGGUG